Molecule: messenger RNA, 1576 nt
Organism: Antechinus flavipes (yellow-footed antechinus)
Lineage: Eukaryota; Metazoa; Chordata; Mammalia; Dasyuromorphia; Dasyuridae
Gene: FFAR3
Product: free fatty acid receptor 3
Biological process (GO): G protein-coupled receptor signaling pathway; cellular response to fatty acid
Cellular component (GO): plasma membrane
Molecular function (GO): G protein-coupled receptor activity
Source: RefSeq, a predicted model, not a curated record
AUGCUGAAUCCUUUUCUCUCCUUCAGAACCACCAUGAACAAGAGUGCAGUGCAGGGUUACUUUUCUGGUAGCCACUGGCUCUACUUCUCUGUCUACCUCUUCACCUUCCUCAUUGGCCUUCCCCUCAACCUGCUGGCCCUGAUUGUCUUUGUGGGUAAACUGAGGCGUCGGCCUCUGGCUGUGGAUGUUCUUCUGCUCAACCUGACCAUCUCUGACCUGCUGCUGCUGGUCUUUCUGCCCUUCCGGAUGAUUGAGACAGCGAGUGCCAUGUACUGGCCUUUGCCCUUCUUCUUAUGCCCCUUAUCAGGUUUUCUUUUCUUCACCACCAUCUACCUCAGCUCCCUCAUCCUCACAGCCGUGAGUGUGGAACGCUACCUGGGGGUCGCCUACCCUGUGUGGUACAAGACCCAGUCGAGGACCUGCCAGGCUGGCUUGGUCAGUGUUGGCUGUUGGCUGCUGGGGAGUGCCCACUGCAGCCUAGUCUAUGUUGCAGAAUUUUGGGAGGAUACCACCCAAAAGCAUCAAUCCAACAGGACUUGCUACCUGGAGUUUAGGGAAGAGCAGCUGGCUGUGGUGCUGCCUGUCAGGCUGGAGAUGGCAGUGGUCCUCUUUGGAGUGCCUUUGGUUCUUGUCAGCUUUUGCUACGGUAAAAUGGUAUGGAUCCUGAGAAAGGGGAACCACCUGAAGAGGAGAAAAAGAGUGAUGGGACUGAUAGGGGCCACGAUGCUCAAUUUCCUGGUCUGCUUUGGCCCAUACAACACAUCCCACAUCGUUGGUUAUUUCCAGGGCAAAAGUCCAAGAUGGCGGGGGUAUGUGUUGCUGCUCAGCACUCUGAACUCCUGUGUUGAUCCUCUUGUCUUUUACUUCUCAUCAUCCGGGUUCCAGAGGGACUUUCACAGUUUAUUCAAGAAUCUGGUGAAGACUUCAGGUCUUGGGGGGGGAAAUGGGUCAGGAAUACAAGAGCGAAAUGGACCAGAGAAAGAACAGUCUACCUGUUAAAAGAAUGACAUAAAGUCAAGUCCAUGGAGUGAGGAAGGAAGGAGUAUUUGGGGCUAUAGGGGCAGGGAUGGGAUAAAGGGGUGGAAGAUGGGAAACCGGCUGAGAAGAGUCCACUUGGGAAUACAAUUUUUGUACAAGUUGUAGAUCAGCUAAAGAUUUAUUGAUCUGAGGGGACCAGUUAUAGCCAGCUUUCAAAGGAAUCUUUACUCAGUUCCCACUUGUUGCAAACAUUCAUUGUUUCAUGGAACCAUUCCUGGGAAGGGGCAGGAUGGGAUGAUCAAUCGGGUGUUUUCGUGCCUUGUAGGGAGUAAAAAGAUAACAAAAAUGGUAACUUGUUCUCCUAGAAAACUGUCCAAUGUCCUAGUAUUUUUUGGCAGGGGGAUUUCUGUAGUUUGCUACUGAUUUGAGUGGAGGGUUAACUCUAUCAAGGGAGUGCAGCCCACUCCCUCCUGGUAACCCUGUAGGUGUCCAGGGAUGCAGGAAGUCCCAGUCCCCAAUGUGUGUUUUUUUCCAAUGAAUUUCUGUUUCUCCAAUGAAAUCAAGAUCCCCACCAACAUUUAUGUAAAAUCAUAAAAGC